ACAUUUAUUUGUGAAAUAGUCUUUCUGCCAGAAGGUAGUAGGAACAAGAAAGAAAACUAAAAUCAAAAAAUGUUUCGACUGGACAGCAAAAACGGCAUUAUCCUCACAGGAGUGCUGUCGGUGGUCUUUGCAAUUAUCUAUUUGGUUAUAGCGGAGGCUAAUUUCAGGUAUUAUGGAUCGUUUGAUCUGGGUACACAUGUAUCGGCUCUACAAAUACUGGCAAGCAUAUGCCUAGUAAUUGGUGCCAUUAAGGAAAAGUAUAUGCUCUUCGUGCCAUGGAUGAUAACCUGUGUAUUCUUCUUGUACCUCAUGGUUUACCUGGGGAUUGUGUUGAUGGCCCAUGAUGACUGGUUGAUCUUUGUUCCGGCCAUGGUGGUGCCAUUUACAGCCUAUCUAGGUUAUGCCCUGUUUUCGGUUCAAAAGGCAUUGGAAAGAAUGAGAAAGGAUAGUCCGCCAUCGUACACAAAUAUUGAUGGAAAGAAGGAUUUUAUUAGCCACAUAUAAUGCCCAUAAGAAUAUUUUUCUACAUAUGUACAUAUCAAUCUAUCUGUACACAGAUCUUUUUAACUUUUUGCCCUUGCUGAGACGAUUGUAGUUUUACUUAGAAAAUUCUAUCUUAACUGCAAUUUUGUUCAUACAUACAUAUGUAAUGCAAU
Drosophila obscura is the source of this 656-nucleotide messenger RNA. RefSeq lists its product as uncharacterized. The record is from RefSeq and is a predicted model, not a curated record. NCBI's taxonomy places the organism in Eukaryota, Metazoa, Arthropoda, Insecta, Diptera, Drosophilidae. The coding region runs from base 70 to 504 and encodes 144 amino acids. The transcript has 4 exons.